ACAGUACUUCAAAGCCUAAAAAAAGUUUCUGUAAAAAAAAGGGACAUAGAUGUUUUUCUUACUUGUAUUUUGGUUUUGAAGCGCGAAAAACAGUACAGCAGUCCAAGAUCCACUCCAAGCCUCUUUACUGUCAUAUAUCUCGAUCUCUCUACUCCCAGGAAACAGGUAGAUGUUGACCCAGGAAGGUGAUGUCAAUGGAAUGAUAGAAACAACAGCAGAAGAUGAUCUAAAGUUCGUGAAACAACUGACAGAAAUGAAUUCGGAUGAUAGUCAUCCCAGGGAGAAUGGUGUCUGUGAUCUGGAUGAUGCUGGCCCUGAUAGUGCUCAAGAUCAGCUGGUUCAGAUGAUUGUUGAGCUCAAGUUCCAAAACGAGUAUUUCAAGUCUCAGAUCAAGGGCUUGCACAUGCAAACUUUAGUAAUAGAAGCCACUGAAUCUUCCCAACAUAAACAAACAGCCGAACUAGAUAAUGCAGGAUCAGAUGAUGUAAAAGCAUUGCAGGAAAAGAUAGAGUUGUUGAAUAGAGAACUGCAGGAGGAAAAACAGACACGGUUUGCUGCAGAAGAGGCACUGAAGCACCUGAGGGAAUCAUAUUCAGAGGCAGAUGCUACAGCCCAAGAGUUCUCAGUUAAGCUUGCCGAAGCUCAACAAAAGAUGGAGCGGGAAAUCAAAGAACGCGAUGAUAAAUAUUCGGAGCUUGAUUCCAAGUUUAGCAGGCUACACAAACGGGCAAAGCAGCGCAUUCAAGACGUUCAGAAGGAAAAAGAUGAUUUGGAGUCACAAUUUCGUGAUUCAAAUGAGAAAGCCGAACGGGCUACAUCCCAACUUACCGCACUGCAGCAAGAGCUGGAGCGCACUCGUCAACAAGCAAAUGAAGCACUAAAAGCGAUGGAUAUGGAGAGGCAGCAAUUAAGAACCACGAACAAUAAGCUUCGAGAUAAUAUUGAAGAGCUCCGUCAUUCAUUGGAACCAAAGGAUCAUGCUCUUGAAGCACUUCAACAGUCACUUUUGGAGAAGGAGCAGAUGUUGGAAAACAUGAAAGGAUUAGUACGAGCUGCUGAGGACAAGAGGCAAGCUUCUGUGGCUGAGCUCUCUUCCAAACAUCAGAAGAAUAUAGAAAGUUUGGAAAUGCAACUUGCUGAAGCAAUGUCUGAGCUAAACAAGGCAGCAGAAACUGUCUCUUCUUUACAGGUAUCUGUUGCUGAAAAGGAAUCAAAAUUGGCUGAAAUAGAUGCUGCUACUUCUGGUGAAGCAGCUAGACUAAAAGCUGUCAUUGAGUCUGUUAAAGGAGAUCUUGCUCAUCAGAAACACGAGCAUGAGAAAGAGAAAGAGAACUGGGAAGCAACCUGCGAAUCACUCAAAGCAAGACUAGAGACUGCUGAGAGUAGCCGCGUACGGGCAGAAAUUGGAACUGCUAAAAUAAAAAGUCAGCUUGAGUUGCAGUUGUCUGGACAAGCUCAAUUGCUUAAUGAUAGAGAUGCAGAACUGGCAGCCUCCAGGGAACAGAUCAGUCGACUAGAAGCUGAAUUUUCUUCCUAUAAGCUUCGUGCUCACUCCCUUCUUCAGAAGAAGGACGCAGAUCUAGCAGCAGCCAAAGACUCUGAUCAAAUCAAAGCUUUAGAGGAAGCAUUAAAAGAUGCUGAGUACGAAAUAUCAUCGAUUUCUGCAGAAAGGGAUAAGGCUGUCAACGAGCUUCAAGCUGCUUUGGCCAAUUAUGAUAUAGAGCUUUCAACACGAGACGCGGCUCUUAAAACUGCUGAACAGCAGAUAAAGAACUUAGAAAUUAAGCUUGAUUCUCAGACUCUGCAGUACCAGUUAGAGAAAGAUGCUUGGGAACUAAAUUUGCAAAAGUUGGAAGAAACAUGGCGAGGGAAAUAUGAAGCGAUAGAAGCUGAAAAGGAGGCAUCCAGUGCACCAGAUCUGUGCAAGGAAAUUGAAGAGCUUAAACGACAAUAUAAUAAAUUGAAAGAAGAGCAUGAUUCUUUUCGUGAUCUUGCUGAUAGAAUGAUGGAGGACAAAGACAAAGAGAUUUCAAGGAUUUUGUACGAAAACAAUAAACUACAGCGCUCUUUGGAUUUAGAACUCAAAGGAGGUGAUCAUGGUACUCAGAGCAAAGGCUCACAUAACCAAGAUAGCUCAAGCACUUCCACUGCAGAGCAGCAGAUUCUGAUGUUGGCUAGGCAGCAAGCUCAGAGAGAAGAAGAGUUAGCUCAGUCACAGCGGCACAUCCUGGCACUUCAAGAGGAAAUCGAAGAGCUUGAGCGUGAAAACCGUCUCCACAACCAACAGGUUGGCAUGUUGAAAGAGGAACUCCGGAUCAUGGAUAGAUCGCAAAAGAGGGAAGGGGUGGAUAUGACCUACCUUAAAAAUGUGGUCUUGAAGCUUCUUGAAACUGGUGAGGUGGAGGCACUACUACCAGUAAUUGCAAUGCUUCUGCAAUUUAGUCCUGACGAGCUCCAAAAGUGCCAACAAGUUUAUCGCAGUUAUGCGGAUGCAUCAGCUAGCUCGGCAAGCGAGGCACCAAGUCGUUCGCUUUUCUCAAGAUUCUCAUUUGUAUGACUUACAGAGUACAAUCUAAAGAAGGUUUCGGAUGCACGGAUGUUAUGGCUGUGAUUUUUCUGGCCAAAAAUCGAUAUAGCGGGAAAUCGUGCUUCAAAUUUUUGUAUUUUUUCAUUAAUUAUGUACAUCGCAUUUCUGUAAUAGAAAAUAGUUUUGUCUAUGGAUUUUGGAAUUUUACUGUAAAAAGAACGACAUAUUGGUAUACAUCAUGUCAAAAGGGAAUGAAAGGUAGAUCAUUAUAACGGAA
Molecule: messenger RNA, 2804 nt
Organism: Beta vulgaris subsp. vulgaris (sugar beet)
Lineage: Eukaryota; Viridiplantae; Streptophyta; Magnoliopsida; Caryophyllales; Amaranthaceae
Product: protein GRIP
Exons: 22
Coding region: 170-2557 (795 amino acids)
Biological process (GO): reciprocal meiotic recombination
Source: RefSeq, a predicted model, not a curated record